GUCUCGUAGCAUCAGCGCUCUCAUUGUAUGUCGGCUGCUGAUGCUGAGCAGUAGCGGAGGAAAAAAAAACAGGGCCAUGGAUACGGUUUUAAAAACCUUAGGCCUUAAUACAUUGUGGAGAUUAAUUACACGCUCUACUGUCUACUAAGAUAAUGAGGAAGAGGAAGAACUGGAAACCUCGGGAAGUCUCUAUGAAAGCAUUGGAGGAGCUGUAGUAUUUGACUCAAUGGCGAAGAAGGGCCGUACCAAGGGCGAGAAGCCCGAAGCGCUCAUCUCUGCCCUACAGGCGGCUAACGAAGAUCUCAGGUCCAAACUGACUGACAUUCAAAUAGAACUGCAUCAAGAGAAAUGCAAGGUGAGUAAGUUGGAGCGUGAGAAGGUGCAAGAGUGCAAGCGGAUCCGGGAGCAGGAGCAGCACCGGCACACGGCCACGCUGACAGAGCAGCGAGCCAAAUGGCACGAAGAGAAGCAAAAAGAGCUCCAGGCACUCAGGGAGAACCUGGUCCGCCAGCACGAGCAGGAGCAGGCCCGGGUGGCCAAGAUCAAGGACCAAGAGAACCAGCGGCUCAAGGCGGCGCUGAGCGCCAUGCGGGACGGCAGCGGAGAGAAGGUGCGCACGGCGCUGACCCUAGAGGCCAAGGAGGAGGCACGACGCUUUUUCGACGUGGAGAGGGUCAAGCUGCUGCAAGAGAUCUCGGAGCUCAAGCAGAACAAAAAGCAGAUGGACGAGGCACUCAGCACCAUGAUUCAGGCGGAUAAGAUGAAGGCCGGGGAUCUGCGCUCCGAGCAUCAGAUGCAUCAGGAUCAGAUCUCCAAAAUCAAGUGGGACAGCGAGAAGGACAUCCGCAGACUGGUGGAUGAGAUCAAAUCCAAAGAGCGCACCAUCUUCUCUCUGGAGAAGGAGCUGGAGAAUGCCAUUGGCUUGCAGCAGAAGAUGCAGAUGCAAAAGGAUGCCCUGGAUGACCAGCUGUUCCUGGUCAAGGAGGCAGAGUGUAACCUGGGCAGCCCCAAGAGAGAGAUCCCCGGGCGGGCUGGGGACGGGGCGGAGCACUGUGGCAGCCCGGUACGACAUAGAAAGGCAGAGGGGAACUUGGAAAUGGACAUGCGCAGGAACCAGAGACGCAUGGCUGACCUCAACUCCACCAUCCGCAAGCUGGAGGACCGCAACUCACUGCUAGUGGAUGAGAGGAAUGAACUGCUAAAGCGUGUGCGGGAGUCGGAGAAGCAGUGCAAGCCCAUGCUGGAAAAGAACAAGAUGCUGAACAAGAGGAACGAUGACCUCAGCCAGACCCUGCAGCGCAUGGAAGAGAAACUCAAAGGCCUGGCCAAAGAGAACCUGGAGAUGAAGGAGAAGAUCAGCUCCCACCCACCACUGAAGAAAUCCAACUGUAAGUCUCUGAAUGACCUGGACCAGGCACACGACGACCAGGAGAUUGAGUUCCUUAAGCUGCAGGUACUGGAGCAGCAGAGCAUCAUCGACGAGCUGACAAGAGACAGGGAAAAGCUCCUGCGGAAGAAGAGGCAUAAACGAAGCAACAGGCAAAUAAAGAGGCACAUUGUAGUGGACACCUUCUUCGGAUACGAUGAGGAAUCCAUGGACUCGGAGACGUCCUCCGUGGCUUCAUUUCGCAUGGACCGCACCCCAGCCACUCCCGAUGAAGACCUGGAUGAGGGACUGGCUAACGAGGAGUCGGAGCUGCGCUUCAGGCAGCUGACCAGAGAAUACCAGGCCUUACAGAGGGCAUACGCCCUGCUACAGGAACAUCAAGGGGGCCUUCUAGACGCUGAGAUGGAAGCUAAGGCUCAGGAGCAGCUCCAUGCAGACGUUCUCAGGUACAAGGCCAAGAUAGAAGACCUGGAGAAGGAGCUUGCCCACAAAGGACAGGACUCCAAGUGGGUAGAGGAGAAACAGUUGUUCUUCAGGAGGAAUCAGGAGCUGCUGGAUAAGGUGGAGAAGUUGGAUGGAAAAUGUAGUCGACAGCAACAGGAGCUGCAAGAUUCCAAGGACCAGAAUGAGCUCCUGGAAUUCAGAAUACUGGAACUAGAGGAGCGUGAGCGGAAAUCCCCUCCGUUUAAUCAUCUCCGCAUGCAUCCGUUCUCCGAGGGUGUCAGCGCCCUGCAGAUCUACUGCAUGAAGGAAGGAGUGAAGGAUGUCUGUAUACCUGACCUGAUCAAGCUGCUAGACAUUCUGGGUGAUAACGGGAACUUGCGAAAUGAGGAGCAAGUGGCCAUUAUUCAAGCUAGCACUGUCCUCUCUCUUGCUGAAAAGUGGAUACAACAGAUCGAGGGCACAGAGGCAGCGCUGCACCAGAAGAUGAUGGAUCUGGAGCUAGAGAUGGAGAUGUUCUGCAAGCAGAAAGGCUAUUUGGAGGAGGAGCUGGAUUACAGGAAGUCAGCCCUGGAUCAGGCCUACGUGCAAAUCCAGGAGCUGGAGGCUACUCUGUACAACGCACUGCAGCAGGAUAAGGUGAUCGGAUACGGUGAGCCUCUCAGUGACAUGCAGAAGGAUGAGCUUCGUACGUCCGUGGAGAAGUUACGCAGGCAGAUGCUGAGGAAGAGCCGAGAGUUCGACUGUCAGGUCUUGGCUGAGAGGAUGGAGCUGCUCCACCAGGCCCAUCAGAGAAUCCGGGACUUGGAGGAUAAGACAGACAUCCAGAGGAGACAGAUUAAGGAUCUGGAGGAGAAGCCUGGAGAUUGUGUUUGUGACCGCAGUGGUUUUCACUUUUUGGCUCGUGUUGUAAUAGUGAGUGGUAAUGGACAUGGCUGGGAAUUCACACCUCUUUGAUUUGGGACCUCACUCUGGAGAUACACACCAUGUAUGCUGCACUGUCCUGGUCCUUGGAACAUGGAACUUCCCUAAACUCAGUGGGGUAACUGGAACUCAUAUACUCAUAUACUCAUAUACACUGGACACGCUAACACAAACAUACUGGAAACACACACACACACACACACACACACACACACACACACAAAUAUAGCACACAUACACAGGCAGACCAGGGGCACACACACAUCACAUGUGCACUCCCCCCCACACACACACAUACAUACACACACCAAACUCACUCACAGACAUCGUGGAAACCAAAUUCCGGGAGAUCUUAUCUCUGCCAUGCAGGGGAACACUAUACCACCUACCACCGUCCGACUACACCCAAACUACACCCAGAGGUGUAGAGGAAAGGAAAGGCUGCUGUAGGCUUCAUCAAUAGGCCUCACCAGGCUACAGAGGCCUUACUCCCUCCCUCCCCUCUCCCUCUUAUAAAUCCGAACAGACACUCGUAUGUGUGAACGCACCCCUUCACAGGAGCGACGAGACCUGACUCAGGGCCUGUGAGCAUGGUGACUGACUGAGCUGAUGGUGACUGACUGACUGUUCUCUGACCAGGAGACGCGGGACAUGGGACACUCAGGACAAUGUGUCUCCUCUGGUCGGAAGCAGAUCAGGGGACGGCAGAGCGAGAGAGAAGGAUGGGAGAGAGAGGAUCCACUAUGUGCUCACACACUGACCGGGCUUCUGUUUUGAGACCUUCACUUUCUUUGUUUUAAACCAGCGGACAGAGUGGACAUCUCUGGUUCUACUUCUUUUCCUUUCGGAACAAACCAACGGUCCCAGUCGAUCCCCAUGUACCAAGAUUUCCACAGAGAAAAAAAUACCCUCUCUAUAUACAUGUGUUGAUAUGUACAUUGUGUCUUGAUGAUUUCCUGUAGUUUCUUUCUUUCCUUCUGUGAAUAUGAACGCUGUCCCCUCUACAGUAGAGCUGCUCGGCAGUUUCUAAGUACCACAAUGUAUGAACUGCUCUGUUUAUUGUGGCGACAGCUGCAAAUGAACUCUAUUUCCUCGAUUGUACUGAACUUAAAAUAAUUGGCAUAAUAAUAUUUUCCUCCCCCCUUUUCCCUGUCACACUCCCUCUAUGUUGUACUCUUUCAAGAUAAUCAACUGUAGCCCACCAGCAGGAGUUUUGUGGUUUAUACUGAAUGAUGUUUAACACUCCCUUUAAAAGAACAGAACAAGCUGUAAAUUCUACAUCCUGGUUACCUACCUACAUCCUAAACAGCUUUCUGUCUGAUUAUGGUCAUUGUCAUCUCAGCAAAGUGACCAUGAAUACUGCACAGUACCUCUUGCAGCAAUGACGUGUCAUUUGCUUUGCUCUAUUUCACUAACACCUUUUUCAGCACCAUGGACACCACAGGGGUUAGUUCUAACCUUCCUACCCCCCCCACCACCCCCUUCUCCAAACUGAAAUAGGAGAAAGUUGAUGCAAUGUAUACCUGCCUGCUUCUCUCCUUUCACCCUGACUAUGUCCUGGUGCUGCAAUAUUAACUACCUAUCCCGUCCAACCGCCUCACCCACAUCCACCCGAGCUAGCUUCCACUCCCGACCCUAUUCAGAGGCCUAGGAACCUAAGGCAUCCCAUUACAUACCUGUACAUACACGAACGUGGCCCACUUCUGUUACGUUACAAUGUAGGGGGAAUGAUUGACACUAUUUUGGAGCAAACUCCGCUAACUAGCAAUUGCCUUAAAUGCGCUAUCCCCAUCAAUUUGUACUUUCUUUUUAAUGAUUGUGUUUUUGGUCCGUUAAUAUGAUUAUGUAACGUUGUACACUUCUGUUCACCGAGGACAUUGUUUUGUAAAUCUUUACCCUCCUGUUUUCCAAUGAGAAUUUAACCCCCUCCUCUUCUUUCAAGUAUAUAAAAAAAAAUAUUUAAAAAAGGGAUCAUGAUGAAAAUAAAAGUGAAUGGAGUUCAGUUUUAAGUGUCUGUGUUUUGGUGACAUUUUGUUUCCAAAUUUCAUUUUUGGUGGCGAUUGACUUUUCAGUGACCUGUCUUUACAGUGUGUUUCAGUUAUUCCAGCUCAACUAAUAGGACUAAUGGAAUCCUAUGGCACUGACUGAGGUGGGGAAGGAAAAUAGGGUCUGGUCAUUAAGGCGUAUUACUGUGUGUGAUGUGCUCUGCAUAUGUUACACUUGGCCAUCAAUUGGCAAGGGUUUCCAAAACAUUUCCCUCAUACUGUAGCCAUUACCUACCUGUAAGUUAGGGACACAAUUGUUUCUUUUUAUUUGCUGUACAUUAUCAACCUCACGUACUGUACAUGUGUUGUUUGAAUUAUGUUCUUUGUGUAUUAUGACCCUUUUUGAAUAGGUAAACAAUUGACAUCU
Oncorhynchus masou masou (cherry salmon) is the source of this 5164-nucleotide messenger RNA. RefSeq names its product janus kinase and microtubule-interacting protein 2-like. The record is from RefSeq and is a predicted model, not a curated record. Gene Ontology annotation, molecular function: microtubule binding; kinase binding. The transcript has 21 exons. Bases 227 to 2785 code for a protein of 852 amino acids. Lineage: Eukaryota; Metazoa; Chordata; Actinopteri; Salmoniformes; Salmonidae.